Molecule: messenger RNA, 1440 nt
Organism: Lodderomyces orthopsilosis Co 90-125
Lineage: Eukaryota; Fungi; Ascomycota; Pichiomycetes; Serinales; Debaryomycetaceae
Exons: 1
Coding region: 1-1440 (479 amino acids)
Source: RefSeq, a predicted model, not a curated record
AUGUUGAGAACAAGACUUGGACCCACACAUUGCUUCUUUCAUAGACAGCUCUCCACUCUUUUAACUAAAGACCCCAAGCAGAUAAAACCACAUGACUUGACACACCCGUCAAUUAACCAUGAAGAUGAAAAAGGCAGGAUCAAAUUAGUCAAUGCUAUAGCAAAUUCUUCAAAUCCUGAUAAAUCGGAAUUGUAUACUCAUUUGAUACCGACAUUUGGUACAUACUUUAAACUAGCUCAAGCUGGUAUUGCUGAUGAAAAUCUUUUGAGGCAUUUCAUCAACAUCAAUCCUGGGAGAGUGCUCAGCACGUUUGAACUACUUGACAAACACCAGAUUCCAAAAACAAGCCAUGGUUUCAAGAGCGAUGUUUUGAAGAAAAUAGUGCUGGAAUACAACAAAAAUGAGGACAAUACGAUAGAUCGAAUCCUAGAGUACUUGAAUAAACACUUUGAGAACAUAGAGGAAGAACGUUUCAAAGAAUUGUUUGCCACUUUACUCCAUCGCCGAGAUGUGUCCCAGUUGGAUUCAUUCAUUUCGAAUGUCAGUAUAGACAACAAUGUUUUGUUAAAGGAGGUAUUUGAAAAUUACGGUGACCCAUUGGCCAAGUUUGUUUUGAUGAGAAGUUUUGAACGUUGGGUUAAAGACCCGGAUUCAAUUAAGCCUUGGAUAUAUGCAAUUAUUCUUGAUAUUUUGAAUUUUCGAUCGGGACAAGUUAUUCCCAUUUACGAAAAAGCUGGCCUCAAGAUGGACAUUGACAACUUGAAUGAAAAGGUCAUUAGGUACGUUACUGAGUCAAAAAUGGAUGUAAAAGCGGAAAACUUGGUAUUGAGAAAAGUAUUGGUGGAAGUGCUCGGUAUAUCCCAAAACAAUCUUGGCGAAGCAUUGAAGGUCUUUCAGAAGUAUGAGACAUUUGCUAAAUAUGGGAUUUCCAAUGUACAAAUUGCCAUGGUAAAAGCAAUUUCAUACCAAGCUAUCAAACAAGAUAAAGAAAUUUUCAAAACUAUGGCAGAAACCAUGAUUCCACCUGAUUUGACAAUCCAGCUAUUGCAAAUUCUCAUCAUCCUCAAGUCCUAUUUCAAUCCUAACGACGGUUUAGCUUUAUAUAACGAUUAUGUCAAUGGUGUUUCAGGGGUGGUUAAAGACGGCUCAUCUCAGAAAGGAUUACUUACACAAUCCAUAAUACUAGGAUUCCUCAUGAAAAAUGAUCGUGAGUUUGCCUUCCUUUUAUUUAACAAGGCUGUUGAAAAUGGUAUUAUUGUGGAUGAGACAGAAAUUGCAACAACUAAGAAGUUAUUCAAAAUUUACGGUGAUUGUUUUGUAGAAGAUGAGAAUUGGGAUACGGCUGCCAGAGAAAAGAUGGUGGAGCAAGUUUUGAGUUACGUUGAGAGUAUUGGAGCAUUACAGGUAAAAUUAUUGGCAUCAAUUGAAGGAGGAGUAUGA